Molecule: messenger RNA, 1930 nt
Organism: Rattus rattus (black rat)
Lineage: Eukaryota; Metazoa; Chordata; Mammalia; Rodentia; Muridae
Gene: Pcyt2
Product: phosphate cytidylyltransferase 2, ethanolamine
Exons: 14
Coding region: 76-1290 (404 amino acids)
Biological process (GO): phosphatidylethanolamine biosynthetic process
Cellular component (GO): cytoplasm
Molecular function (GO): ethanolamine-phosphate cytidylyltransferase activity
Source: RefSeq, a predicted model, not a curated record
CGCAAGCGUCGAGGGCGGGGCGACGGUGCUGUGUGUCGCGGGAGCUGCCAGGACUUGCGGGGGGCCUCUGGUGCCAUGAUCCGGAACGGGCACGGGGCUGGCGGCGCUGCUGGGCUGAAGGGUCCGGGCGGCCAGCGCACCGUGCGGGUGUGGUGCGAUGGCUGCUAUGACAUGGUGCAUUACGGCCACUCCAACCAGCUACGCCAGGCACGGGCCAUGGGGGACUACCUCAUCGUGGGCGUGCAUACUGACGAGGAGAUUGCCAAGCAUAAGGGGCCCCCGGUGUUUACCCAGGAGGAGCGGUACAAGAUGGUACAGGCCAUCAAGUGGGUGGAUGAAGUGGUACCGGCUGCUCCCUACGUCACCACACUGGAGACACUGGACAAGCACAACUGUGACUUCUGCGUUCAUGGCAAUGACAUCACGCUGACAGUAGAUGGCCGAGAUACCUACGAGGAAGUGAAGCAGGCUGGGAGGUACAGAGAGUGCAAACGCACCCAGGGUGUGUCCACCACAGACCUCGUGGGUCGCAUGCUGCUGGUGACCAAGGCCCACCAUAGCAGCCAGGAGAUGUCCUCUGAGUACCGGGAAUAUGCUGACAGUUUUGGCAAGCCCCCUCACCCGACACCUGCCGGGGACACACUUUCCUCAGAAGUCUCCUCCCAGUGCCCCGGGGGGCAGAGCCCCUGGACAGGGGUGUCCCAGUUCCUACAGACAUCCCAGAAGAUCAUCCAGUUUGCUUCUGGGAAGGAGCCCCAGCCCGGGGAGACAGUCAUCUAUGUGGCUGGUGCCUUUGACCUGUUCCACAUCGGGCACGUGGACUUCCUACAGGAGGUGCACAAGCUAGCCAAGAGGCCCUACGUCAUCGCCGGCCUACACUUUGACCAGGAAGUAAACCGGUACAAGGGCAAGAACUACCCCAUCAUGAACCUGCAUGAGCGGACUCUCAGUGUGCUGGCCUGCCGGUAUGUUUCAGAAGUGGUGAUUGGGGCACCGUACUCCGUCACAGCAGAGCUCCUGAAUCAUUUCAAGGUGGACCUGGUGUGUCAUGGGAAGACAGAAAUUGUACCCGACAGGGAUGGGUCUGACCCCUACGAGGAGCCCAAGAGAAGAGGCAUCUUCUGUCAGAUUGACAGUGGCAGUGACCUCACUACAGACCUGAUUGUGCAAAGGAUCAUCAAGAACAGGUUGGAGUACGAAGCACGGAAUCAGAAGAAGGAAGCCAAGGAAUUAGCCUUUCUGGAGGCCCUGAGGCAGCAGGAGGCACAGCCCAGAGGGGAGACUGACUAGCUUCUGACCCGGAGACGUCAUUCACGCCCUUGCCCUGUGCCCACCUCAUCUCUCCCUGCCCUGCUCUGCUUCUGUGUCUUGGUGUCAGCUCACACAAUCCCAAAGGAAACUGGCCUUGCUGAGGGUGCUGUUCCUGCCUGCCUGCAGCAGGCUCUCGGUCCUUUCCACUGAGCUGCUCAGAGAGGGUAGCUAGCCCAGCGGGGCAGCCCCGUGGACAGGACAAGCAGACGGCACCUGUGACUGGAGGAGUGUUACUGUGUCUCCUUGGCAUCCACGGGUUCCAACUGCCACUGUCCCAGUUUGGCUGGGGAUACCCCUCCUGCCUGACUGGAAGCUGCACUUCUGCCCACCGAGCUUUGGUGAAAGGUACAGAGGCUUUGGGGACCUCUGUUCCUGGGCCACCCUGCUCGUGGGCACCCUCUACCUUGGGGCACGUUCUAGCACCCCAUUCCUGACUCCUAGAAGAUGCACUUGCCCAGAUGGCUGGGCCAGCGUGGCUGCCCUCCGCACAGACUUCCUGGUCCUCGUUUGUACCUCAGUGGCUGAUGUAAACCUCUUUGGCUCAACUGAAUAAAGCCUAGUGGGAAGUGCUCGGUGGGCUCCUCGCCCUAGGAAGGAGCAGGAAAUCCAUCCACAUCCA